This is a messenger RNA of Drosophila subobscura, 604 nucleotides long. RefSeq lists its product as uncharacterized. The record is from RefSeq and is a predicted model, not a curated record. The coding region runs from base 48 to 575 and encodes 175 amino acids. The transcript is spliced from 2 exons. NCBI's taxonomy places the organism in Eukaryota, Metazoa, Arthropoda, Insecta, Diptera, Drosophilidae. Gene Ontology annotation, molecular function: metal ion binding.
CAUGUAUGUCGUGUAUAUCGAUAUAUAUUAAACAAAAAACAUAAACAAUGUCGCUUGUGGCGGAUUAUAGCGAUUCCUCCGAGUCAGAUGAUAGCAGUAAAAAAUCCGAAAACGAAGAGAUAAAUGGGCCGCCGCCACCCGAAAAGGUGUCACCAAAACUGCCGAGCGCGAGCCAGGCGCUGGGUAAUGCUGGAGCUAAGAAGACGGGCGAGGUCUUCUCCAAUCCAUUUCUAGAGGCGGAGCUGCACAAGACUGCGUCUUUGGAACGGCAUGUUAAAAUGGUCAACAACGACACGCAUUUGCAGCUGAAGAAUGGCCGCAAGAUCUGCUGGAACUUUAGAAAAGGACGCUGUCGUUUUGGAACCAGCUGCCAAUACGCUCACGACUCCGAUUUGGCGAUGACCGAAACGAUUGCCCCUAAAAAUAGUUUUGAGGCGCCAGUACAAGCUGUGCAGGCGGUGAAAGAUUCUGGAAAAUCCAACUCACGCAAGCGGCCCGGCCUGGGCGAUGGCUUGGAGCCGGGAAAACGGGUAAUGAAGUCGUACCAGCAGCAACAUGUAUCUAGCCGUCGUUAAACCAUCCCAGCAUCUGUGAUCUGCAGCAA